Pieris napi is the source of this 2687-nucleotide messenger RNA. RefSeq names its product uridine-cytidine kinase (gene Uck). Gene Ontology annotation, cellular component: cytoplasm; cytosol. The transcript is spliced from 7 exons. Lineage: Eukaryota; Metazoa; Arthropoda; Insecta; Lepidoptera; Pieridae. The coding region runs from base 16 to 921 and encodes 301 amino acids. Gene Ontology annotation, molecular function: kinase activity; ATP binding. The record is from RefSeq and is a predicted model, not a curated record.
GCACUCUGAAAAUAAAUGUCAAUGUUUGCUAUUACAAGAAGUGCAACUGUGAGUUGUGGAUUUUUAGGCUUAAGAUUAACGCGCAGAUAUAUUUUUACGUACAAAAUGAGUGAAAAACCCGCAGAUUAUAGUUUAACCAAUGGGUUCGAGAGCAAAACUCCUUUCUUAAUAGGUGUUGCAGGUGGUACUGCUAGCGGCAAGUCAACAGUAUGCCAGAAAAUUAUGGAGAAGCUUGGCCAGCAACAAAAAGAACAAACAGAUAGGCGAGUGGUAUGCAUAAGUCAAGACUCAUUCUAUCGUAGUCUUACACCUUCCGAGAGGGUUCGGGCUGAAAGAGGUCAAUUCAACUUUGAUCACCCUGAUGCAUUUGAUGACAAGAAAUUAUUGGCCAUAUUAAAAGAAAUUCUUGCUGGCAAGAAAGUUGAAGUUCCUGAAUAUGACUAUGUUACAAAUUCUAUAAGUGAUCGUUCGCACACCAUCUACCCAGCUGAUGUGGUGUUAAUUGAGGGAAUCCUGGUGUUCUACUUCCCUGAAGUAAGGGACCUGUUCCACAUGAAACUCUUUGUUGACACUGAUUCAGACACAAGACUUGCCAGAAGAGUACCACGUGAUAUAAUGGAGCGCGGACGGGACUUAGAGCAAGUACUCAACCAGUAUAUGAAUUUCGUCAAACCAGCGUUUGAAGAGUUUUGCCUGCCGACCAAAAAAUUCGCGGACGUCAUCAUUCCACGCGGAGCCGACAAUUUAGCGGGGCUUGAACCGGGACCUAGAGUGGCCAUCGAUCUGAUUGUGCAGCAUAUAUCUGAAUAUUUAAAAAGGAGUCCGACUGAGAUACCUCAACUGGAAUACGCUGUGUUAACGCGCUCUACCUCAGUACCGGGGAGUCCACAGAAAAGCGGGAAAAGUGGUCGACCACAUUGAAUUCGAUUCCAAUUUUAAAUAGCCAUAUGGCAUCUGUGGUUAUGUCAAUAAAUCACGUCUGCAUAUAUUUAGGCGCGAAUUUCUACAAUUAUCACAGAUUAUAUCAUUACUAGAAUUAUUUUAUGCACUUACAAUAGGUAUUUAAAAAUGGAAACUUACUCAAUAUUUAUAAGAUUUCUCAUAAUUAUAAGAGAUAAUUCAAUUUUAGAACGAAACAUUUGUUUUGUAAAUAUUUUCAAUGACUAGUCGAAAUUAGGCUAAAGAGGCUCAAAGGCGCUAGUACUUAAAAUGUUUAAAUUCGGCUUCGCUUUCUUUAAAAGAUAACAUUUUGGGCCUUUUUUAGAAUUAUGAAAUUUUUGUUUUCUGUAAUAAUGUGAUGGUGUUUUGCAUGACGGCCUAGCUUUGUAAAAAUGUCCAGUAUGAGUUAGCAUCAAUGAAUGAAUGAAUAAAAUUUAUUCAUGAUUAUUUGGGGCGGAACAAUUAUUGUUUUGUUAUAAAUCGAAUCUAACUUUAGAAUUUUAUAAAAGCAAUGUUGAACGGUUUAUAAAUUUUAAAAUAAAAAUAUUUGUAUUAAAUAAUAUAAUCCAUUUCUAAUUAUUAUAAGCGUGUAUUUGAAGCUAACUCAUACUUGAUAAAAUAUUGAUAACCUAAUUAAUCGUUUAGACAAGAUUCUUAAAACCAAAGUUGUAUGUUUUAGUUGACAUUCGUGUUUAUUUAUCUGCUGUGUACAGCGCAUUAAUUUUAAAUUCGACAUAGAUUUUGUACCAAAGAAAAUGAUUAGUUAUAGUGUUUCUUAUUCCUAAUCUGUGAAAGCUAAUUUAAUCUAUGAAAUCAGAAGUUAUAUUUGAGAAAUUGUGUGAUUUAAAUCUUACCUGGAUGGUAAGUUAGUAUUUUUAUUGUUUUAAUAAAAAUAAUUUUAGGAUAACUUUAAUACAUUUUAAAUUAUUUCUGCCAUAAAUUUUUGAGAUCGUCACGCUACAUAUUAAGUGCAGCUUGUGGAGUGCCACAGACAUAAUUGUAUUCCUGCCAUGUCUUUGACAAGUAUAAGCUUAGAUAAAACACGAUGUCAAAUACUUGUAAGAGUACGAGUUAAGUUUUUUAUACAUACAAAAAGACGUCAAAGUCAUGGUAGAUCCACAGAUAUGUCACCGUCGCUGCCGGAUCUAAUGAGUGUGAGACACCAUACGAUGUGUAUGAUUUUAGCGCUAAGAUUGUUGAAUUUGCAAUUAUUUAUUUUUUUAUGACAUGGUUAUUAUAUUUAUGAUACCUAUGGUUGUUUUAAUGUUUACAGUACGUAAUUUUAUUGUUUUGUGUGAUUGCUUAGUCAAUAUUAAAAUUCUAUUUUUCUAACUAUUUCAUGUAUAAGUUUUGUAUCCUCGAGCCUCGACGAAAGUUUUGUGAAUUGUAGUGUUUUAAAUGUUAAUAUCGGUCUUUAACUUUACUUAGUGCUCACUUGAAUCGAAAUGUCACCCGUACUCAGCGUUAGUAAUUAUCUUUAAGGUAGUUACAUAAUUGUAUCUAAAAGUUCAAAUCAGCCACUUUGUUGUUUUUUUUAAAUUACCUUUGAGUUGAGCUGAUUAUUAUUACUUCGUAGAUCUUACCUAUUAUUCACUCGAGCUUUGAUAAACAUUCGAAAAUAAUUGUAGCGUAACACGCUAAUUCUUAAAUGUUAAUUUUAUUUCGCUGUUAUGACCGAAUAAUCACUUUCCACGUGUUGGUAGCAAGUAGUGUACAAUAUUUAUGCAAAUAAAGUUAUUUUGUUAAUA